Messenger RNA from Aspergillus melleus, 1105 nucleotides. RefSeq names its product oxidase ustYa family protein. Lineage: Eukaryota; Fungi; Ascomycota; Eurotiomycetes; Eurotiales; Aspergillaceae. Gene Ontology annotation, biological process: mycotoxin biosynthetic process. The record is from RefSeq and is a predicted model, not a curated record. The transcript has 4 exons. The coding region runs from base 390 to 1025 and encodes 211 amino acids.
CCUCGGGAUACUUCCAUCUGCUUGGGUUUCUCUUAUCCGGCUGGCCGGCCUCAUAAAUCACCAGCUUCUGCUGCGGUCGCAUCUGUCGGCUAUUUAUUUAUUUUCUUAAACGAUUUAAGUCCGCCAUUAAAUUCUUAUCGUGGAAAUGGGACACUCAACUCCGACCGAAGACAUGGAAAUCAACGACAAGCUCCUGCCCGACGAAGAGGCACGGUGGAGACAAGAACAGAAGCCUCAGAGCAACUGGGAAAGAUGGGGCACCAUCCUUCUCGUCAUCGCGACGGCUCUUGUAUCGCUGGGAAUAGGCGCACUGGUCGGGCAUCAGCAACAAGACUCUGAUAAAACCUGCACGUUGCGAGUUGCUCAAUAUUGUAGGGCUUCAUCCGGUCAUGUGCGGGGAACAUUGGCUAAUCCAAGCAGCUCCCGUGAUCUCCAACGUCGGCAUCUCGUACCAUCAGGAGCAAUUCAAUGGCUCGUUCCUCAACGAGAACAUCUACCGCAAGGACGCCGGUCCCGAGGUCGAUGCGGCGUGGAAGUCCCUGGGUGCUGACUACCGAAGCAUUCGGGUCCCUGCCGAGGAAGCCCAACGAUCAGGCCUUGCAAAGGACCAGGUCAAGAUCAGCGAGAAGUACGGUGGAGGCUAUCCGGCAAACGUUGAGGGCCUUCAUCACCUCCACUGCCUGAACCUCCUCCGCCAAUCUCUCUACUACAAUUACGACUACUACCAUAAGCAGGGCCACGGUGCCUUUAAGAACGACGACUUUAUUGUCCGUCGUCACGUCUCCCACUGUCUCGACAUCCUCCGACAGCAGCUCAUGUGCACCGUCGACGUCGGAGUUCUCGGUCAAGUCUGGGUUCACCCCGACAGCCCCGAGCCAUUCGUCGACUUCAACACGAAGCAUCGCUGCCGUAACUUCGAUGCUAUCCGUGAUUGGGCCGAGCAUAACCAGCUGCCGGAGUCAGUUCCGUCGGAUUUCCUGGAGCCGCCGAAGCAGGGUGAUCGGGUGUAUGAGGAGGUCCCGUAAAUUUACGACGCUAUGAACUGUAUAUAAAUGUUAAUAUUCUUUUAUUUGGAUUAGAAUAAUCAAGAUGUCAUGUCUAUCUA